Messenger RNA from Pimephales promelas (fathead minnow), 2377 nucleotides. RefSeq names its product NOBOX oogenesis homeobox (gene nobox). The record is from RefSeq and is a predicted model, not a curated record. Gene Ontology annotation, molecular function: RNA polymerase II cis-regulatory region sequence-specific DNA binding; DNA-binding transcription factor activity, RNA polymerase II-specific. NCBI's taxonomy places the organism in Eukaryota, Metazoa, Chordata, Actinopteri, Cypriniformes, Leuciscidae. Gene Ontology annotation, biological process: regulation of transcription by RNA polymerase II.
UCAAUACUGAUGCUGGAGUUUGUGCUUCACUCAAGCUCAAUAACUAACAUCUAAUUUACAGAUACAGGGCAGUGCGCGUGGGCAUCACGAUGGCCGAAGAAGCCUUGUUUGUCAGUGAUUACGAUGGUCCAUGUCCUCUGUGUGAAGAAGAUGAGCAGAUAGGGUAUUGCAGAUACAGAAACACAGAGCAUGCAAAUGAGAGCGAAAUAAAAAACGAUGCGGAAGACAAGGAGUCACAGGAGUUCAAGAGGGACUCUGAGGUGAAACCAGAGGAAAUAGCUGAGGAGAACUGGACUGUAGUUCAAGAACCUGAAGAAAGGAAAACAGAGAGGAAAGAGGAGGAAAACAAAACAGAAGCAAACGAAACUGAAGACACCAAGCAGAAAAGCACAGAAGAGGAGCAAAACAAGAAAGAACAUAAUGCUGAAUCAGAUGAACAAUCUAAAAAAGAAGAGCAGGACAGUGUGUUUGGUUUAAAAGAUGAUGAAAGAAAGACAGAUGAUGAGGAUGAUGACAAUGAAGAGGCAAGGGACUUGCUGGUGGCUCCUCUAGAGGACGACUGUAUUUUGCAGAUGGGCCCCGACUGCACCAUAGACCUGGUGAUGGUGUGUGAUCAGCCGAGAUGUGUGAAUGAAGACCUUUCGUUAUGCCCCCCCAAGUCUUCAGAUUUCUCCCAGCAGGCCCCUAUAAAAUCCCCACCGAAACCAUUAUCGAUCACAUUACCACCUCAGAAUCCCACAAUACUCCCCUUUCUGCCCCAUCCUCUCCUUCCAGCUCAGGUCCCAGCACAGGCCCAGUUGGAGCCCCAGUGUUUGGGCAAACGGCCCUAUGGAAGCAGCCCCGCUGUCGACCCCCAGGCCAUGAGGCCCCUGGAGGUGACGCUACGACAGGUGUACACCACUCGCCAAUACACACGCUUCGCCAGCAGAGCGGCUCCUAUGCCUCUGGCCUCCGUCGGAGGAGAAACCAGCACUCAGGCUUUACCCUCCAUCAGCACCGAUGUCCCUCUAUUGCCUCCGAAGAAGAAAACGCGCACCUUCUACAGCACAGAUCAGCUGGAGGAGCUGGAGCGUGUAUUUCAGGAUGAUCACUACCCUGAUGGAGACAAGAGAAAGGAGAUUGCGGCCUCCAUCGGUGUUACGCCCCAGAGAAUCAUGGUGUGGUUUCAGAAUCGUCGAGCCAAAUGGAGAAAAACGUCGAAAACCACAACAAAAAAGCCUGCUAGUCGGGGUCAAACCUGUGUCCAGGUCAACAGGCCAGCAAUUUUCCAUGCUCCUUCUCAACAUCCCAAGCCUGGGAACACACUCCCCCCCUACAGUACCAUCCGGACCAGCCGCACCAGUCCAGCAGGUCCAGGUUGUGUUGAUAUGGCACCUUGUGUGUCUCAAGGAGGAUUUUUGGAGUACAUGCCCCCUCCCAUGCACAGUCCUCCUCCGAUACGUCGAGCCUCCUUGCCUCUUAUCACGGCAUACAACCCUUCCACACACACCGUGUCCCUUCUGCUGGACACACCUGAACACAGUGAGCCCAGCUCCACUGACACAACACCGCUGAGUUUACAGACUGACACAGGGUUUGAUUAUGAAGGCAUGGGCACCUCUGUGAAGAUGGACUUCAUGACUUCUGCUUCACAGAACAGCACUUUAAACUACCAACUCAACACAUUUUCUCAACAGUCUAACACCUUGUUAACUCAGCAGACUAAUAGUUUCCUCUCUCAGCAAACAAACACUCUGUUACCUCAACAAACUAGUUGUCUUAUGCCCCAACAGUCUUGCACACUGUUGCCCCAGUACUCCCACCUGUCGUACCUCACGCCUUCUCCUUACCUCACGCCGGCCCCUACCGAGAGCAGCAGCGCCCCGUAUCAGCCCCUCACCAACAACACACUCCCCACGUACACCAGCAGUGGACAUGCGUAUCUCCAUUCUCAAACCAGCAACCAGAUGCUGCUCCAUUCAGGAGUUCAUGCAUUUCAGGCCUACCCUUGGACUACUGACAUGUAUAGUCAGCCGGGUCCGUACACACAGGCGGUGUUUCGGCCACAGUUAUCAUCACAGGGUCCUGAGAGCCAGUACACUCAACUCCUGCCCCAACAGCACUACGUUCAGCUCCAGGGAGCGCCGGCGCAGCCCAGUCUUCCCAAACCCACCACUGACCCCCUGCUGCCCAAUGUCAAGGUGGAGUCUGAGGACACCAGUCAGCCAAUCAGAGGCAGCGAGGCCGAGCCUACCUUUCACUGCGAUUUCUCACCAAUCAACUUUUAACAGCAGGGCGCAGACUGAGAAGAUCCACUGACAGUGUUUUCAUUUCUUUAUAUGUUUGUCUUCUGUUUUUGCUGUGGUGUGCAAGAGCUAUUAAAAUGCUCUUUCUCUGA